Lycium ferocissimum is the source of this 728-nucleotide messenger RNA. RefSeq lists its product as uncharacterized. The record is from RefSeq and is a predicted model, not a curated record. NCBI's taxonomy places the organism in Eukaryota, Viridiplantae, Streptophyta, Magnoliopsida, Solanales, Solanaceae. Bases 88 to 519 code for a protein of 143 amino acids. The transcript is spliced from 3 exons.
GGCAUGUAACAAUAUAGACAAGUUGAUGAAACGAUAAUUUACCAUUCAAAGGCUAAUUAUUUAAUAGAAUAAGUUGGUCUUUUUAACAUGAAAAUGAAAAGAGAAGGAGGAGUUAUAAUCAGUGUCUAUGUUGAAUCUUCAUCAACCAAAGAUUAUUCACAACAUGGAUCUAAUCCCUUCAAGAAAAAGAUUCAUCCAAAUCCAUUUUCAAGAAAGAGAGGCUAUGAUCGUCGAGCACAACUGCUAGCCUAUGCAAAUGAGUUAAGGCAUGGCAAUUAUCAACAAAUAUCAUGGAAGUCUCACAAUUCAUCAAACCAAAAACACAAGAAAUGGAGAUGGACGAGAAGGAUUAGAUCGUCAUUUUCCCGUUUGUUUCGUAGAAACGAUAAGCAAUGGAGGUAUGAACACAUUGGAAGACAGGGCUGCAAAGGAGAAAAAAGGAAAGCUCAUUUUUGUAAUAGAUUGAAGUGCUUCUUUAAGGACAUCUUAGGUGCCUGGCAAUUCACUAAGCAAUCGUGACUAUCAAGUUGUUAAACGGAUAAUUAAGCCUUGAAGCUUCCUAUGAUUGUUUCGUUUAAUUGAAUUUUUGAAGUUUCUUAUAUAGAAGUAAAUUUGAUUUUCCUGUUGUGCAGUGAAUUUCAAAUUCAUUUUCAGUUAUCAUUGUGAAAACAGAAGAUAGCUAAAUGCUUGUGAAUUAUGAUCCACAAAUGGCUAGUUUUGUUAUCAGA